This is a messenger RNA of Neocloeon triangulifer, 1566 nucleotides long. It is a transcript of the gene stai, whose product is annotated as ensconsin. Gene Ontology annotation, molecular function: tubulin binding. The coding region runs from base 171 to 1004 and encodes 277 amino acids. The record is from RefSeq and is a predicted model, not a curated record. Gene Ontology annotation, cellular component: cytoplasm; neuron projection. The transcript is spliced from 8 exons. Gene Ontology annotation, biological process: regulation of microtubule polymerization or depolymerization; microtubule depolymerization; neuron projection development. NCBI's taxonomy places the organism in Eukaryota, Metazoa, Arthropoda, Insecta, Ephemeroptera, Baetidae.
GCGAGGAGAUAUAAACAAGAGGAAAGCGAGGGAAAGCACCAAACACCACAAGCAGACUCUGCGACGUAAAAAGCUUUUUCCUGCCCAUUGUUGCACUCAGCCGAUUGUUGGCCACACAUUCGAAUUCCAACUCGACUUCAGUUUUUUAUCUGGUCGGACAAACCCGGAAAAUGGGCAGUCUCCAAUCCCGAGCAGAGAACACGCCAGACACCAUGCCUAGCCCGUCAGGUGAACCUACUGAAAUCCGCUGCCAGGAGGAGUCUCGUGGAGGUCUCCGCUACGAGGUCAUCCUCGCCGAGCCCUUAACCGACACCCCUCCCAAGCCCAGGCCUGUGUCACCUCAGGCCAAAACUCCUGACAUCGAGACCAUCACAGAGAAGAUGGUUGCUGCUGAAGAGAGGCGCAAGUCCUUGGAGGCCUCCAAGCUGAACGAGCUCAAAGCCAAGAUGAACCGCAUUGAAGAGGCUGCCAAGAAGCGCGAUGAGCAGACUCAAGAGUUCAUCAACGUCACCAAGAACGCCCUGGACCAGAAGAUGAAGGUCCACACUGAGAAGCACGAGGAGUACCUCGGAGAUCUCAUCAGCAAAGUCAAGGAGCAUCUUGAAAUCGUUGACAAGCACAGGCAGUCGACCACCGAAUCUGGUGACAAGCAAACUGAAGAGGUGCGUACCUCGUUGGAGGAGCGUCUGCGCACCGCUUCCGAACAACGUGAGGAGCACCUUAGGAAGCAAUUGGAAAGGCUGAAGGAGCAUGCUGUGUCUUGCGCCCGAGUUAGAGAAGACCAGAAGCAAAAGUCGCAGAAACUUCUCAUCAUCCAGGAGCAGAUCCAGAGCAAGUUGAAAGAUGCUGAGAACAGGAAGUCUCUGCAUGAGGAAAAGCUGAGGGUUAGGUUGAUUGAGCACGAGAAGCGUUGCGAAAUGGCUCGUCAGAAGCGCGAGCAACUGCUCCUGGAAGGCAACCAGCCCUGCAACGAAGAGACCACCGUGGCCGCCUCUUCGGGAUAAACGGCAAACAACCUGAGGCCGCGAACUCUUCUCAUGCUAUUGACUAACAUUAUGUUUCUCACCAGCACUAAUUCCCUGAUUUAUUUGUAACUAGAGUUAAGUCUUAUGUUUAGUGAGGUCAUCUGGCCGCAACUAAUUUUUUUAUGCAGAAAAGAACCAAGCAUGAUGUCAAGUGAGUAAAGUGUCGAUUGAUGUUUGUACGUGAAGUCUUUUAAACGAUGGAUGGGCAUUUCCUUAAGUCGUCUCCGCAACUGUCAAAGUAAUGUGAACGGAAACUCAUGAUUAAUGUGGUUGGCUCCGUCAUUGUGAGCAACCAAAAAAGAAACUGUAUCAUUAACAAUUAACAGCUUUGUCGCGUGUAAUAAUUAAAUUGCUGCAUUCUAGACAACAGAAAUUAAAACGCUUUUUCAAAAUGAAUAAGAGACCAAACUAUAAUAAUUAGAUGCUGUCAAUUGCCAUAGCAGAACGAGAGAAAGAGUUUUCUUGUGAUAUGUACAAUUGGUUUGCCUUGAAUUUGUAUCGCUAAAAAUUGUUUUUGAAGACGAAUCAAAAUGUUUAAAAA